AAAAAUCUUCCUGGUUUGGUCUUUCAAGAUCCAACCCUGUUUGAAAUUCACCUGUGCUUGUUUUUCUCCUACUUCACACUUCUGAUCUCAUCUCUCUCACACCUCACCUCGUUUUGCUUUUUUUACUUUUGAAUGUUACCAUCUUAAUUUUUUCUCUUUGGGUAUCUUCACAAAGCAAAGAAAUUCACUGAGAAAGCCAAAGCCAAAGGUGAUGAUGGAAUAAUAAGUACAAAUGAAAGAUGAACAGGAAAUAUUGAAUUGGGUCAAUCGGAUCUAAUCUAUCGAGUAUAAGUAGGUAAUUCACAAAGGAGUGUUAUUUAUGGCUACAUAUACCAAAAGCACUAUGGUGAAGGGGGUCAAGUCAAUUGCCCAAGAUGUCUCUUCCAAGCCCAAGAUUGAUUCUUUAGCUCUCAAGAAGAAGCUAAACACCUCAAUCAAGCACCCGCCUGAUUCUAAGUUGAAGUUUGUCACCACUACAGUCACAAAAUCUGAGGUGAAAUCAAAACCGGUAACUACAUCAUCAGCAUCGUCCAAAACAAUAACAAAGACAACUACUACCAAAACCAAAGUGAGAGAGAAGAAAGUCUAUAGUCUGCCUGGCCAGAAACAUGAUCCUCCAGAACAGAAAGAACCCCUGAGGAUUUUCUAUGAGUCAUUGUCAAAACAGAUACCAACAAGUGAAAUGGCAGAAUUUUGGUUAAUGGAACAUGGGUUGCUAUCUCCUGAAAAAGCUAAGAAAGCAUUUGAGAAAAGGCAGAGGAAGCAAAAAGAGCUUCGAACAGGAACUCCUGUUAAGUUAUCAAAGCCGCCAACUAAGACUGCAACAUCACAGAAACAACAACAGGUAUCAAAGAACGGUGACAUAAAAGCCAAGAAAAGAAUUGUCAAUGAGAGUGAUGAUGAUGAUGACGAUUUCAUUUUAAGUCAUAAAAGAAGAAAAUGGUAAGAAGAAGGAAAGCCUCUCAUAAUGUUUAUUUAAUAAAAAUAAAAAAGAAGAAAUGUUGUACUCUCGGAAAAAUUGUUGGAUAAAAAAUUCUUCAUGUUUCUAGCUUACCGAUACAAUAAGGGACAAGCAAUUUACGUGUCUCUCGGAAUCUAUAUUUUGACAAUGGAAAUUAAUUCCCUCUGUUACCUAAGUGUCUUGAAAUUGAUAAACAUAUUCUGCCUAACAA
Glycine soja is the source of this 1172-nucleotide messenger RNA. RefSeq lists its product as uncharacterized. The transcript has 4 exons. The record is from RefSeq and is a predicted model, not a curated record. Lineage: Eukaryota; Viridiplantae; Streptophyta; Magnoliopsida; Fabales; Fabaceae. Bases 320 to 946 code for a protein of 208 amino acids.